Molecule: messenger RNA, 4590 nt
Organism: Clupea harengus (Atlantic herring)
Lineage: Eukaryota; Metazoa; Chordata; Actinopteri; Clupeiformes; Clupeidae
Gene: znf526
Product: zinc finger protein 526
Biological process (GO): regulation of transcription by RNA polymerase II
Molecular function (GO): DNA-binding transcription factor activity, RNA polymerase II-specific; RNA polymerase II cis-regulatory region sequence-specific DNA binding
Source: RefSeq, a predicted model, not a curated record
UGUCCAGACCGGAGGCACAACGUCUUGGCAAACCAUGCAUUUCUGCCCCCCCGACGCUGUCUACAUCGGUAAAAUCUAUCUUCGGAAACAGUUUUCCUGUUAAACCACGACUGGAUUGAUUUUUUAAGAAAAUAACUGGACGCUCGGGAUAAUUCUUGCGGAACCCCUGUGACGGUUGCACGAGGGCUUGCCUAACGACAGUCGAUGAGAGGUAAGAUUCGGAAACGGGAAGGAAAGAGGAGGCCUCGCUUGGCCACGGUAGACUUCGGAGAAAAGUGGACAGCGCCGCCUGACGACCGCCGCGUUUCGGGGUGAAACUGCCAGGAGACCGCGGUGCGUUCGACAAGGGGUGCGGAUGAGUUGCCAUUAUCCCCAGUGAGGAGGCGUGUUUCCUUUCCGCCCAAACAGCACACCAAACACAUUCACUCUCUGACACACACACACAAACUCACUCUCUCAUUCACACAGACACAGACACAAAUACACACACACCCACACACACACGUACACAUACACACAACAUUGCAAGACAUUAGCGUGCUUCCUCUGCCCAUCUGAGGCAGUGCAGCCUGCAGUGGCAAUGAGUGUCCAGCAGGAGGAGCCAGAGGGGCUCUACGUGGAGCACCAGUACAUGUGCAGCGAGUGUCACCAGCUCUUCAACACACUGGAGGAGGUGCUGGUGCAUCAGCAGAGCCACACCGGGUCAGAGGAGGUCGAGAUGGGGGCGGCUGAGCCCGGGGACGGGGGGGAACUGGAGGAUGGGGAGAGCCACUACCAGUGUCUGGAGUGUGGCGCCCUCUUGAGGAACCCGGAGGAACUGCUACUGCACCAGGAGAUGCACAUGAGAGAGGCCGGACUGGAGGGGGAGCACGAGCUGUGUGAGGUGUUGGAGACGGGCGAGGCCGGCGCGGACCCGUCCGGACCGAUCCAGUACCAGUGUCUGGAGUGCCUGGCGCUGUUCACCAGCCCCGAGCUCUGGCUGCAGCACCGACACACACACACCAAGAGCAGCACUCACAGCUCACACAGCAACAUGGAGUAUGUGGUGCAGGCGGAUGGUUCCGUGACUCCGCUGGUCAACGUACACAACCUGGUUCUGGAUGAGCAACGAGCAGGAGAGAUCCUAGCCCAGGUACUAGCCCAGCAGCAGCAGGUUGCCACCCCCUCCUCUCCGCGUGCCCCCCUCCUGCCCCCCGGCGCCCCCCUGCCAGGCUCUGCCACCCUGCGGCUCCAGAUCUGUAGCGCCCAGGCCCUGGCUGACAGCGGUGCCGCCCCCCCCCUGCGCCGCGCCCGUCUGCUGCCCCCCCUGCUCACCCCCACGCCGCUGGAGAACGGCCUGCAGCUGGCGGGCGCGGGCGCGGGGGCGGGGGGGCGGAUGCACCCGUACGAGUGCUCCGAGUGCUCCAUGGAGUUCGCCACGCCCGAGGACUUCCUCCAGCACCAGGGGGAGCACUUCCUGUGUCAGGAGAAGGAGAGCGGCGAGGAUGACGUCAUGGGGGCGUGGCGCGAGGACGAGCGGGGGGGGCGGGACGGAGGAGAGGAGACGGACAGGACGCUGGCCAAUAAGGCGCGAGGAGCGGCGGCGCGGCAGCCAAUCACGGCCCGCUCCACCCUGGAAGGGGGCGGGGCCGGGGCCCUGCAGUGCGGAGAGUGCCAGCGCACGUUCACCUCGGCCAAUCGUCUGGCGGCGCAUCGGCGCGUGCACGAGCAGGGCACACACGAGUGCCCCGAGUGUGACAAGGUGUUCAAGAAGGCGGGGUCACUGCAGACACACCUGCGCUCACACUCCGGCGAGGCGCGCUACCUGUGUGUGGACUGUGGCCACGGCUUCACCACGGAGAUGACCCUCAUCAUACACAGGAAGUCUCACACGGCGGAGCCUCUGCACCGAUGUGAGUUCUGCUCCAAAACCUUCACCAACAUGACCAAGUUCCUCUACCAUCGCCGCACACACACCACCAGAGCCCCGCUCACACCCGUCAGCACACGGGUGUCUGUGCCCCCCCCCAGGAGAGCCGUGCCCCCCCUCAUUCUGCUGCAGCGUCUGCGGGAGCGACAGGGGGCGGGGCUUACCCAGGUGGGCGGGCAGGAGACGGCGUCCCCACAGGAGGUGGGUCUGAUCGCACCUCUGUCCGAGGCGGAGUUAGAGGCGGAGUCCUCUCCAGAGGCCGACACCCCUGCUGCUAAUUGCCAUGGCGACGGCACCAAACAGAACGGCGUGGGUCCGGAAGAGAGCAGAGGCCACGCCCCCGGGGAGAGCGAUCCGGAAGCCUCUGCCGCCGCCGCCACGGCCGAGCCGUCGUUCCCGUGCGGGACGUGCGCCAAGGCGUUCCCCACGCAGCUGCGUCUGGUGCGCCACCGCCGGACGGUCCACGUGGCCGAGCGCCUCUUCAAGUGCGGCGUGUGCGACAAGCCCUUCAAGAAGCAGAUCCACGUGCGCAACCACCUGCGCACGCACACGGGCGAGCGCCCCUUCCAGUGCAGCGAGUGCGGCAAGACCUUCUCGUCCCUCGCCAACCUGUCGCGGCACGCGCUCACACACACCGGCGUGCGCCCCUACCGCUGCUCCGUGUGCCACCGCGCCUUCAGCCAGUCGUCCAACCUGCGGCAGCACCAGCUGCUCCACGCCAGCGUGCCACCCUGCCCCUGCCCCGACUGCCCCGCCACCUUCCUGCACCGGGCCAAGCUGGCCGCGCACCGCUACACCGCCCACCAGGGCGCGCCGCCCUACCCCUGCCCGCUCUGCCCGCAGGGCUUCCUGCGCAAGCGCCUCCGAGACCUGCACUGCCUGGAACAGCAUCCCGAGCAGACGCUCACACACACGCACGCGCACACACACGACUCGCCAGCAGGGCACGACGACAGCGCUGUGAUUGGCCCAGCUGCCACUACUCACGAGGGGGAGGGGCCGGAGGCUAAUAAGGCCGACGACGCCCAUACAGACCCAGGCUCCGCCCCCACCCCAGCGUGUCCCCGCCCCUCUCUGAACUGCGCCGUCUGCGGGAAGCGUCUAAACUCCGCCUCCAACCUGCGGCUGCACCAGCUGAGCCAUGCGGGGGGGCGUGGGCGGGGCCAUGGGGGGCGUGGCCACCAGUGCGGCGUGUGCGGUAAGCUGUUCGUCUCCGCGUCCAGCCUGGCGCUGCACCAGCGCGUCCACACGGGCGAGCGGCCCUUCCCCUGCGGCGUGUGCGGCAAGCGCUUCCGCCAGAACACGCACCUGCGCGAGCACCUGCGCACGCACUCGGGCGAGCGGCCGUUCCGCUGCGACACCUGCGGCAAGGGCUUCGUGCAGAGCAUGCACCUGGCCGAGCACCGGCGGACUCACACCGGCGAGCGGCCGCACGCGUGCCACAGCUGCGGCAAGGCCUUCAAGACCGUCUCCAACCUGCGCAACCACCAGAAGAUCCACGCGCGGCGGGCGCAGCAGGGGGCGAUGCCUCAGGCGCAGGAGGUGGUGAAGGAGGAGGUGAAGGAGGAAGAGGUGGAGGAAGAGGUGAUGGAGGAGGAGGAAGAGCAGGGGGACCCGACCGUGACUGUGCUGGAUGCCUCCACUAUGGAGGAGCUCACUGCCGCAGUACCAGCACUCUGCCAGCAGGGGGCUCUAGGCCAGACACAGCUCAUCCAGAUCCAGACUGCUGACCUCGCUCAGGGCUCUCCCACCAUCAUGUGUAAUGAGUUUGGGGAGGCGAUCGCCAUCAUAGAGACGAGUGAAGGAGGAGCUCUGGAGAUCUACCAGACCGCCCUGGAGAACGGCCUCGGGGUCGACACCAUCACAGUGGACGGCCUGCAGCUGCUCUGAGAGACACACACACACACACACACACACACACACACACACACACACACACACGCGCCUCGGAGUCGACACCAUCACAGUGGACGGCCUGCAGCUGCUCUGAGAGAGACACACAGACACACACACACACACACACACACACACACACACACACACGUACGUCUCGGAGUCGACACCAUCACAGUGGACAGCCUGCAGCUGCUCUGAGGCACACACACACACACACACACACACACACACACACACACGCCUCGGAGUGGACACCAUCACAGUGGACAGCCUGCAACUGCUCUGAGAGACACACACACACACACGCGCGCGCCUCGGAGUCGACACCAUCACAGUGGACAGCCUGCAGCUGCUCUGAGAGACACACACACACACACACACACACACACACACACACGCCUCGGAGUGGACACCAUCACAGUGGACAGCCUGCAACUGCUCUGAGGCACACACACACACACACACACACACACACACACACACACACGCCUUCAUACCUGAACCAGACCUUAUGUCCCAACUGGAUCCCCUAGUCAUGACUCUCUCUUAGGGGUCUGGGAUGGAGAGUGACACUGCAGGGUUAUGGUUAGGGUUAACCCCGUGUGUGUGUGUCUGUCUGUGUGUGUGUGUUAUGGGGGAGGGGGGGGGUCUCAUAUAUGAAGCCAAAAGACUAAAACUCAGGGGGUAUUUCUGGGUAUGCCUGUGCGUGCGUAGACACGCAGACACACACACACACACGCACACACACACGCACACACACACGCACACACACACGCACACACACA